AUACAGAAGGGCGUGAUAAAACCUACUCGUGUCCAAGAUAAAAAAAUCUCACGUUGCUGGGUAACACUGGAAAUAAAGCACAAAAUAAUGACCACGCAGCCAUCAUAAACAAAAUAUUGUUAAGCAGAUUAGUCCCUACUUAUCCCGCGGCGUUUAUUCGCCCCCAGAGGCACUGUAGUACUCAAAGUUGCUUCCUCCGUCCCCGUCUUGGUUUCUGUUCGCAGUCUCCCCAGAAUCCCUGGAAGGAAAGACGGGUGCGCAACAGCAGAGAGAGAGACUGCGCGCCGCGAACGAUCUGAUACUGUGCGAACGGAGAGAAAUCAGCAGAGCGAGGAAGAGUAAUGACGAGAAUCGGAUUUUCUUCGCGCCCAGAGGAGAAAACCGCAGCAAUGAAUAAAUAAACAGGGCGGUUGUAAAACUCCGGCCAGUCGUGACCACGAGAGACUACGCAUGUAAGAUUCUGUUCAUGAAAAUUCAAUUCAGUGCAUGAGAAGACGACCAGCCGCGUAGUCGCUCUCAGAAUGCGGGCGUGAGAAACAUACUACGGCGGGGGAAUUAAAGUGCAACGGUGGGCGAGUGAACGGCUCCCCCACAACCAUCUUGAGGGCCAGGGGGUGUGUGCGACUACAGGGCACCAGCAUGUCGAACCGAAAGCACCGGGACAACCAGGAGAUAUGCGCCCGCAAGGUCCGCGAGCUCGCCCAGACGGGAGUGAACAAGCACUGCUUCGAGUGCAACCAACCUGGGGUGACUUACAUCGAUAUCACCGUGGGCUGCUUCGUAUGCACGUCGUGCUCUGGAAUGCUGAGAGGGCUCAACCCACCCCACAGAGUUAAGUCUAUUUCCAUGACAACCUUCUCCCAACAGGAAGUGGAGUUUUUGCAAAACCAUGGCAACGAGGUUGGAAGGAGGACCUGGCUAUGCACAUUUGACCCCAAAACAGAUGGCUGUUUUGAUGCACGUGACACACAGAAGCUGAAAGAGUUCUUGCAGGACAAAUAUGAGAGGAAGAAAUGGCAUUUCUCUAAAAGCAAGAUUCGCAGAGAUGCAGAGACACCAUGGGGGCCAGGGGUUCAGGCUGUUCCAGCUCCACAUGGGCCCGCUCAGAAUCAGCCUCCACUGGGACAUCCUUUGAACCCCACUGCCCGGCCCACUCGUACACUGUCGCAGUCCCAGUUGUCAAUAUGGGACAGAGCUCCUGCUGUCUCUCCAGCUGAUAGCCGUACUGAAGUGUUCACUGCCAGACCAACUCGCUCACAGAGCUUCAGAGAUCAUCCCAUUAAAGACACAUUGUUAAGUGGUGUGGAGAGACAGAGGCCAGGAAUAUUAUCUUCUGGAAUGGGACCCCAGAAUCAUCCCUCCUCCUUUCCAGCCCUUCCACGUCCUUCAGCAAGUAGCACUUUCAAAAACAGCUUUACUUUAGGUCGCACUCUGUCAACUGGGGGUGGAGCUGCAUUUAGAGCCUUCCCUAAAUCACUGAGUUUGGAUUUUGGGGGUCUAAGCCAUGCCCACAACACGCUAAGUUCUGCUGCUCCGCCCCUUGUCACUCAGGAUAAGUAUGCAGCCUUAUCACAGCUUGAUAAAGUGUUCUCAGACAACACACCUGUCACAGCCAUUACAACAGCUCCCUCUGAUGGACCCCCUCAGUAUAGCACCCUCUUUGGUAACCGGCUUUCCUCAAGUUCCACGCCUGCAAGCUCCCCAGGUGUUCCAGAGGCAACAUCUGGAUCUCAGACGUUUGCAAAUUUCCCAAACCCCUUCAAUUCUACAGCCAGUUGCACCCAGCCUGUUCUGUCUCCUAGUAACCCCUUCAAAAGCACAGCCUCAGAUGAUGCCUCCUCCUCAGCUGUCUUUCCUCAGUCUGUCUCUUUUCCUGCAUCUGCCACCCAAAGUGCUUUUUCACACCAACAGUCUAGUAACCAGGAAGCGAACGGUUUCAACUCAUUUCCUGCCCCAGAGUCCGUCCCCAAAGUCCCACGACCUAUGUCUGUCAACCCUUUUACUGGGAAUGUUUACCCGAGCAGAGGAGCAUCACUGAACCCUUUCAUCUGAUCCCGAACCGGCCAUGGAGAAAGAAGAGAGCGAGUGGAGCUUGUUUACUUUACCAUACCUACAGAAAACAUCCAACACUUUUGCGUGUGUAUGUGUCUUCAUGUACGUUUAAAGGCGUGAGUGUUUGUUAGCAGAUAUUGUACAUGUAACUAUUUGUACAUGCUUUGUUGUAUGUGUGAGAGUGUGUGUGUUUGUAUGUGCCCUUUUGUACCAGAUGCUAUACAGUAAAUCAAGCUGUGUGUGUGUGUGUUUGUGUGUACAGUUUUGCCUAAUAUCAGUGGUGUUUUUUCUGAUAAUAGGAGAACUUCAGAUGAAAGGUGCUUAUGAGAGACUUUAACACUCACAAACACACACACACACCUAAGCUGCUGCUUUGACCAGUAGAAUUUCUUGUGCCAAUAUCGCCCAAACCUGAGUGCCCACUUACUUCACUCAUACACUGAGGUCAACACAUUACAAUAAAAUAGUAGCAAUUCAAGCUUCAUAUCACCUCGGUAAUGCAUUUUUCCCUCAGUGCCGAUUUGGUUUAAUUGAUUCAGAUGCAUGUUAUUAAGAUGGCAUAAACGAUACAGGCAUUUACGCCACUAAUCUGUCUGUGUAUGUAUGCCAGGUCUUUUCUAUUUAUUUUGACGUUGACGUUUAUUUCAAACGUUACUAAGUAUUUGUGUGUGCAUUGUCGGACUGCAUGCGCUUCUCAAGUUGAGCAAGAAGCUGCUGAAUGUACUGCAGUUUCAGUGACUAUGAGGGAAAAAACUUUUCUUGUAUGGACCAAAAAUUGUCUAAUAUUGUCAAGUUCCCUGUAUAAUGUAGAGAUAGUUUCUUUUGCAACAGGAUUCAUAUAGAAUGUCUUUGUAUCGAGAUGUAUCCAUCUGCAUAAAGCUAUCCAUUAAUUGUUGCGUCUAUGUGUAUCUGAUUGUCCAUGUGAUGCAAAUCGAAUUGAAUUUGCUGCUUUUGAAAUUUCAUGCAAUAUCUUUUUAUGACAGCUUCAUUUAUAUUUUUCUGUGAAGAUCAUUAUAGCAUUAUGAAUGUAUUUGCACUCUAUGAACAUUAGGGCUUUCAACUGAAAAUUAAAAUGAAAAGUAUAAAUUUCAUCUC
Megalobrama amblycephala (Wuchang bream) is the source of this 3147-nucleotide messenger RNA. RefSeq names its product ArfGAP with FG repeats 2 (gene agfg2). Lineage: Eukaryota; Metazoa; Chordata; Actinopteri; Cypriniformes; Xenocyprididae. The transcript has 14 exons. The coding region runs from base 640 to 2052 and encodes 470 amino acids. The record is from RefSeq and is a predicted model, not a curated record. Gene Ontology annotation, molecular function: GTPase activator activity.